Messenger RNA from Sphaerodactylus townsendi, 2511 nucleotides. It is a transcript of the gene SNPH, whose product is annotated as syntaphilin. Gene Ontology annotation, cellular component: mitochondrion; cytoplasmic microtubule. The record is from RefSeq and is a predicted model, not a curated record. NCBI's taxonomy places the organism in Eukaryota, Metazoa, Chordata, Lepidosauria, Squamata, Sphaerodactylidae. Gene Ontology annotation, biological process: neuron differentiation. The coding region runs from base 150 to 1769 and encodes 539 amino acids. The transcript has 5 exons.
GGGGCUGCGCCCUCUUCUUCCUCCUCCUUCCCCCCUCCAGGAACCACUAAGAGGAGCCUGGACUCCUGACACCUUCUCUACCUUCCAGCCCCGCUGGCUCUCCCUCAGGUGGGGCUGGCUCCACCCACAGGCCUUGCUGCUCUCUUGCUAUGUCCCUGCCAGGCAGCAGACGACCCUCCACGGGAUCCCGAAGUCGUGAGUUUUACGGAAGGAGCGGCUUUGCUUCGUUCUUUAAGCCUGCUGCGGCCCCGGCCCCUCCGCCCGAGAAACAGCCUCUUCUUCCUGCCUCCAGGCGCCCCUCUCCGCCCGUGAGCAUGCGGGACACGUACGGCACCUCCUCGCUCAGCAGCAGCAGCAACUCCGGCUCCUGUAAGGGCAGCGACAGCAGCCCCACCCCAAGACGUCCCGUCAAAUACCUGCUGUGCAGCGACAACCAUGGCAUCAAACCCCCGACCCCCGAGCAGUACUUGACCCCUCUUCAGCAGAAGGAGGUCUGCAUUCGACACCUGAGGGCCCGGCUGAAAGACUCGCACGAGAGGCUGCAAGACAGAGACUCCGAGAUCGACGAUCUAAAGACGCAGCUCUCGAGGAUGCAGGAAGACUGGAUCGAAGAAGAGUGCCACCGGGUCGAAGCCCAGUUGGCGUUGAAGGAGGCCCGGAAGGAGAUCAAGCAGCUGAAGCAGGUGAUCGACACCGUCAAGAGCAACCUCAUCGAGAAGGACAAAGGGCUCCAGAAGUACUUUGUGGACAUCAACAUUCAGAACAAGAAGCUGGAGACUUUGCUGCACACCAUGGAGGUCGCGCAGGACGGGACGGUCAAGGAGGAAGGGGCUGCGGAAUCCGGCGGGGGCUCCCCGGCCCGUUCGCUCACGCGCAGCUCCACCUACACCAAGCUGAGCGACCAAGGUGCAGCAGACCGGAACGUGAGUGGUUCCCAGACCAUCUCGGUGGAGGAGAUGGCGGACAGCGGCUUCAUGGAGCAGAGCAGCCUGUUCUCUUCUGGAGCGGAGUGUGGCGGAGACGAGACUUCCACGCAGGCCUCGUUCACCCUGGGGUCCCGGAUGCCGACAAGCUCCACAUACGAGAAGCUAAUGGGGUCUCAACACAGCGUGGAGGCCGCAGUUCAGGUCAGCUGCAUGCAGGAGCAAGCCAUACAGACGGACUUUGUGCAUUACGAGCCGGAUCUUGACACGAUCUUGGAAAAGGUCAUGAAGUCCCAAGCGGGCAGCCCGGGCAACUCCACGCUGGUUUGGGUGUCCGAAACGGAAGAUGCUACCGAGCCAAAUAACUCGGAGGCUCGCGUCCAAAAUUGCCCCAACGGGGACAUGGAUUUGGCAGCCGCGGAUCCCAACUCAGUCCCGUUGGUUGCUACGGGAGGCCAUACCGAGGAUCCCUCUGGACAGCCAAACCCCCGGAGGUUGCCCGACAACAACCCAGCAGUCCAUCAGCCUUCCAGCACGAGCCAAUCAGUGAGCGUCGUGUGUGCCGUGGAUGAAGAGGCUGCAGAACCGAGCCCAGAAGGGGCAACGGCUGCAUCAGUAGAGCCCAAAAGUUACUGGAGCCGCCACUUCAUUGUGGAUCUGUUGGCCGUGGUGGUGCCGGCCGUGCCUACCGUGGCCUGGCUGUGCCGUGCCCAGAGGAGGCAAGGCCAACCUAUCUAUAACAUCAGCUCCCUUCUGCGGGGCUGCUGCACGGUUGCCUUGCACUCCAUCCGCAAGAUCAGCUGCCGCUCUGUAGGUGGCGCCAGCGGUACCUGCCCCCAGCCGUGACCCCUCCUUCCCGGCCAGUUAAUCGCAUCACGCACACGCUUUUCUCGAGAGGGAGUGGAAAGAGCCGGCGUUUAAGUUGACCACUGAUUGUAAAUUCCGUGUACAGGCACUGGAACGUUUUAUUUUUUAAAGAAGUUAUUAUUUAUGUAUUUAUUUAUUUUUUGGGACACGCCUGAGCAACUAGACCAGAGUUCUCACUGCAUCUGGAUUUAUGCAAAUGACUUUGAAAACGGCAUUCUGGGAGCUGAGGCCGCUGCUAUUUCUACUAGAGCCAAACCUUGGUGGGAUUUUGGACCGGACGAAAUCUGUUCUUGGGGUCACCGGCUCCAAGAGAGGUCAGCCCACGCCUCUGUCGAAGGGCCCCGAGGUCAGUGGCGAAUGCUGUCCUCUCGUUUCGCUUCAGGAAAAUGGAGGUCCUUUUCCAGAAAAUCACCCGUUCGUCCCAUUUCUCCUGCCUCCCUCCAGGGUCAUCUUGCCGGACCUUGAGGUUAACCACUGUCUGUUUUUCCUUCAUUUGUCAAGACCAACUCUACAUGUCACCCAGCUUGAAUGUACCACACCCUGACGGGCCACAAGCACUGCCUCUUCCGUUCAUGUUCCAAUGCCUCGCAGGAUCCGUCUCCCAGCUAAAAACAGAUAAUGAUUCCUGGCCAUUUAUCUGGUUCUGGAGGGAAGGGAGGCAGAAGGGAGCUUGUGACGAUUGCGUGGCCGUGGUAGGGUUUGUUCUGAUCGGCUUCCUGGG